Molecule: messenger RNA, 690 nt
Organism: Ostertagia ostertagi
Lineage: Eukaryota; Metazoa; Nematoda; Chromadorea; Rhabditida; Trichostrongylidae
Source: the annotation of a GenBank genome assembly
AUGCCGAAUGUAUUUAAAGUGAGCACGAGUCAAAAACGAUUUUACACAUGCUGCGGCAAAUUACACGUAAAGUUAGCAUUCCUUCUCAUAAUAUGUAUGACGAUCGUAGCCGAAGUUUUCGAGACAAUAUCCUAUGUGAUGAAUGGUCUGCCAGAAGGAACGACUUUUAUCGCAUAUGCACUAGAGAUCUGGGAGUAUAUUGUGACAUUGACAAUGAUGCUAGCAGUAGUGAAUGAAAGUACCUUCUUCUUAUUACCGUACAUUGGCGAAAUGUUUGUUGUUGUAACAAUGAUGCUGAUAUUGAUAUUUCAACUUCUGUACUGCAUGAUAUCUCCAUAUUCUUCAACAGCAGAACAGUUAUUCGUUGAUGGCCGCUACUCAUUACUGCAACGGGAGAAGAAACUUUUCACCAUUCUCUUAUUCGUCGCAUUCUUCACUGCCCUUGCCGGAUGGUUCCUGAAUGUCGGGUUGACAACUUAUAUGUACUUUGAAUAUCUCGCUACUAAAAGGAACAGGAGACCCAGACGACUCCCUGGCGAGCCUGCGCCAGCUCUUGUUCAACGUGACGCUCUUCCGGCCACACCUGCUGCGGUGACGAUAUCGUUUCCCAAUCCCAACUUCAGCAAUAAUUCGGAUGAGGACGACGAAGUCUUCGAGAGAGGAGCCCAUCCCCCUGUCGCUGCCGUAUGA